Molecule: messenger RNA, 882 nt
Organism: Ambispora gerdemannii
Lineage: Eukaryota; Fungi; Glomeromycota; Glomeromycetes; Archaeosporales; Ambisporaceae
Source: the annotation of a GenBank genome assembly
AUGUCUCGUAAUUCCUGGUGGGGCUUGAUGUUUAAUGAGGAUAACAACAGUAACAAUACCACAAACCCCACAACAGAAGAGAAGAAUCCAGAAGAAUUAAGAGAUAGUAACCAUGAUGAUACCAAUAUGAGCUCUAAAGACCAAAAACCACCUUCCACCACCACAAACUAUAACAAAGAUUCGAUAAAUGUAAUCAAAGAAAUAAUUUUGGAAGAAGACGAGGAAUUAUUUUCAGGAGGCGAGGGAAAAUCACGACAACGAGAAGGAAUCCCAAUUCCCACAACAAACAACAUCGCGUCUUCAGACAUUUCAGAAAUCCCGUCCGUAGCUUCGACCUUGGUGGAACAAUACUCUCAACCCCAAUCACAGCCAAAUUCCUUACAACCACAACUAGGAUCCCCAGCGAUCCCAAUACCAAGACAACAAAACCAAAACAUGCGACGACACGAUGACACAAAAAGAGCCUCUUUAGGGUCGUUUCGCGGCUGGUGGUACCCGAACUCUGCGGCUACGCAUAAUAGUGUUCCUAGUACUAGUACUAGUGCUAAUAACAACAAUACCGGUAUUACUAUUGCUACGACGAACACCAAUGCUACGGCAAGUGCGUUUGUGCCUUCGGAGAAUUCUUCGAAACCUGCACCGAAUUCAAAUAUGAAUAAUAGUAGACCCCCAUCUCUACAAAGGAGUGAAUCUCCGGGACUCCCACUCACACCGUUAAUGGAAACUUUUGAGGAAACCAGAUUAUCUUCUUCGUCGUCUUCAAGAAAUUCGUGGUGGAUAUUCGGAGGUGGGAAUCAUUCAAAUAUCAUUAAUAAUGGUAAGAUUUCUUCUAGUAUUGCUAGUUCAUUUUUGACAAUACAACUGAUAAUUAUGAAGUAUUAA